UAAACUCGACGAUCGACCCAGUGAGUUACUGGCAUCCAUGAUUCUCUGUGUCACGAUCCUGAUGGUAACCUUUCUAUUGAAUUUUCAACAAACAUCGCAGCGUCCUACUAAUCGAUCACACCGCGCUGCCAGUCAUAGUAGGCACCCAAGGCGGCCUUGGGUGCCCAUGAUUGACAUUAUCAUGGUCAGGUGUAGCGAUGGGUUCUCCAUGGUGUUGCUAUACAGUAUGAAGAGCCCGUCGCUGCACCUGUCUCGUUGUUGGGCGCAGCGGGUAUUAAUCGCCCAGGACUCGCCUGACGUUUCUGUUGCAUUGUUUUGUUAUCGCUGAUUUCAGUCCUCAGUCUCCGGCUGGGCACAAAAUUCCAUAUUUUA
Molecule: messenger RNA, 372 nt
Organism: Suillus subalutaceus
Lineage: Eukaryota; Fungi; Basidiomycota; Agaricomycetes; Boletales; Suillaceae
Exons: 1
Coding region: 38-328 (96 amino acids)
Source: RefSeq, a predicted model, not a curated record